AUGGCGCCGUCAUUCCUGAAUUUUAAGGAGCUUCGUCGACGGUCGCGGGCCAGCUUCCGCACUGAGCGCUCUAACACAGACAACUCCAGUAACGACGACCAACUCAGUCACGGAACUGCGCCCACCACCGGCUCAAUCACACCUCCAUCGCUCGCUGCUCAGUCGGACCCUUCCUUGAAUUUACAAGUCAAGGACCAGCAGAACGCGCCUGCGGUCCCUCAGAACAGACCGCCUCUGCAGGCGACCACCAACAAGCGUUAUAGCGUUUCCGGCAUGACGGGCCUGGGCUCUCCAACGGUGAACGGUCAGAACAAGAAUCUGGCUGUCUCACAUUACGCUCCGCGCAUCACCAAUGUGACGGAAAACUCUUGGGUCUCCCAGAAGGUGCUCCUGCUAAACGGCACCAUCGGAGAAUCUGUACACAACUCCUUGGAUGGAACACUUACAGUAACUCGGUUGGACGAUGGCUUUCCGCCGACUGUCUGGCCCGUCUGCGAGUCGCACUUCAAGGCACUGGUAUACCUGGUGCCCGGCGCAAAUAGACUUCGAUUUGAUUUCAACAGCCCAAAGCUGUCCAACAGCGGGUCUUCCAACCCUCUUCACUCAUCAUACAUGACCGUUCACAUGGUCCCGUCGAUGAACGCCCCUCCAUUGCAGCUUGCCAUCCUCGUUGCGAAGGAUUCACCAGGAACAUUUGACGCCGUUCCGGCUCGUGCCGAGAGAGAAGGCAAUGGGCUGGAUACUGCGAUCCGCAAAUUCCGUAUGGCUGCCUACUUAUGGCAGGCGUUCACAGCAGAGCAGAUGCACAGGAACAAAUUCGGCCGUCGCGUCUUUCGAUUCGAGGAGGAAUGGGCGACAGGCACCUGCAAUCAGCGUGACAGGGAGAUGGGCACCAUGCGGUCAGAAGCCCGGAUCCACAUCAUCAAGACGGACAAGACUGUGGCUGAGAUACGCGAUCUUGAGAGAGCUCAGCAAAACCCGAAUGCCACCAAAAAGGGCGAGCUCUACGAAAUCGCAGCAGAAGCUGUGAAGAACUACUUUCAGCCACUUCCGGGCCAGAAGCAGUACGUCUCUGUGUUGAUUUUGGAUGCGCACUGGGACACAACCGCCAAAAUGGUCACAGGCCACGCUGCAUUAGGGGGUAAUGCGGGCGAUUUGCAGCUGGCUAUCUUCGGUUCCCACUGCAUGCAGAGCUACCCCACGAGCUUCGAAGAAGUUGUUCCGGCCUUCACGGACUGUACGCCUACCGACACCAACUGCGUUGCCAAUGACUGCAACGAAGGCGGCAGUUCAUGGGAAGCUGCAAACAUUGGAAUUGGAGCACACCUUCACGAGACGGGCCACCUGUUUGGUUGUCCCCACCAGGAGAACGGUGUAAUGCUCCGAGACUACGUGCGGCUCAACCGCUCAUUUGUGGCACGCGAGGCAUAUUGCACCCGGACAAAGUCGAAAGGAGGCUUGGUGCUGCAGGCAGACGAAUGCACCUGGCACAGACUCGAUUGCCUGCGAUUCCGAAGUCACCCGUGCUUCAGGCUACCCAAUGACCCGGUGUUAAACCCUGACGAAAGUGUCCAGGCGUGGCCAGUGGAAGACUCCAAGGUCCUCGUGGCAGCACCGACUGGUGUUGCCUUCCUAGAGCUCUACCCUGAAGGCAGUGACCUCUGCCAUACGUGGAUCGAGUAUCCCACCGAGAAUGGGUCAGUUCAACGAAAUAUCACGUUGACGGAGAAGGAACUCCGAGACAGGUUGCCCGAAGACAAACGCCAAGCGAAACUCCGAGUAUGCAUCAAGUCCCACGGCGGGGGUAAUCUCGACAUCGAUGACUUUCACGUGCUCUGCUCGAGAGCAUCGUCACUCAAACUAUCGUUUGGCAUUGGACCACUUGCUAAGACGGCAUUCAGGGGCAACAAGCUGGGCUUCUCGCAGAUGGAAGGUAGCGAACCGCACGAGUUUAUUUUCAGCAGUGCCAAGGAGAAGAAUCGAGUGCUUUCUCGUAUAGUGUUCUACCACGGAUAUGCCUUUGACGGCAUGGAGUUUUUCUACGAUGAUGAUUCCAGUCAGCUAUUUGGAAAGCGCGGUGGCAAGGCCGGGGGCGAUAGUUUUGAGAUAAAUGUCCGCCGCGGGGAAUACAUCACCGGUUUCUUUGUACGAUCCGGACAAUGGAUCGACGCAAUUCAGGUGCUGACUAGCAUGGGGAGAAAAUCGCCCGUGUACGGCAAUGCGCAUGGUGGAUCACCACACACCUUGCUCCCUCCUCGGGGCUACACAGUCUGUGGCGUAUCAGGAUCAUGCGCCCAGUGGGUGGACGGCUUCUCGGUCAUCAUCACGCGCUGGUAA
Molecule: messenger RNA, 2337 nt
Organism: Neoarthrinium moseri
Lineage: Eukaryota; Fungi; Ascomycota; Sordariomycetes; Amphisphaeriales; Apiosporaceae
Exons: 4
Coding region: 1-2337 (778 amino acids)
Cellular component (GO): cytoplasm
Source: RefSeq, a predicted model, not a curated record